GGCGCGAGCCAGCAGCUUCCGGCCGAAGAACAUGAUGCAAGGGGAGGCAAAUCCUAGUGCUUCCCUUAUUGACAGAACCAUCAAGAUGAGAAAAGAAACAGAAGCUAAGAAAGUGGUUUUAGCCUGGGGACUCCUAAAUGUAUCUGUGGCUGGAAUGAUAUAUACUGAAAUGACUGGAAAGUUGAUUAGUUCAUAUUAUAAUGUGACAUACUGGCCCCUUUGGUAUAUUGAGCUUGCCCUUGCGUCCCUCUUCAGCCUAAACGCCUUAUUUGAUUUUUGGAGGUAUUUCAAAUAUACUGUGGCACCAACAAGUCUGGUUGUUAGCCCUGGACAGCAAACACUUUUAGGGUUGAAAACAGCUGUUGUACAGACUACUCCUCCACACGAUCUGGCAGCAACCCAAAUCCCUCCCUCGCCACCUUCUCCUUCAAUUCAGGGUCAGAGUGUGUUGAGCUAUAGCCCAUCUCGUUCACCCAGUACCAGCCCCAAGUUCACCACCAGCUGUAUAACCGGAUACAGCCCUCAGCUGCAAGGUCUGUCAUCAGGUGGCAGCAGUUCCUAUAGCCCUGGAGUGACUUACUCUCCCAUCAGUGGUUAUAAUAAGUUGGCAAGCUAUAGUCCUUCUCCUUCUUCUCCAUACCCUACAACUGUUGGACCAGUGGAGGGCAGUGGGUUGAGAUCUCGCUACCGUUCUUCACCCACCGUCUAUAACUCGCCUACUGACAAAGAAGACUACAUGACAGACCUACGAACUUUGGAUACUUUUCUUAGAAGUGAAGAAGAGAAACAGCAUAGAGUUAAGCUGGGGAGUCCAGAUUCUACCUCGCCUUCCACCAGUCCUACCUUCUGGAACUACAAUCGUUCUAUGGGAGAUUAUGCACAGACUUUGAAGAAGUUUCAGUAUCAGCUUGCCUGUAGGUCUCAGGCCCCAUGUGCUAACAAAGAUGAGGCUGAUCUCAGUUCUAAACAAGCUGCAGAGGAGGUUUGGGCAAGAGUGACUAUGAAUAGACAACUUCUUGAUCAUAUGGAUUCGUGGACAGCUAAGUUCAGAAAUUGGAUCAAUGAGACAAUAUUAGUGCCACUGGUACAAGAGAUUGAGUCUGUCAGCACACAGAUGAGACGAAUGGGCUGUCCCGAGCUUCAGAUAGGAGAGGCUAGCAUUACUAGCUUGAAGCAAGCUGCUCUGGUCAAAGCUCCUCUCAUCCCGACUUUGAACACAAUUGUGCAGUAUCUAGACCUUACACCCAAUCAGGAAUACUUGUUCGAAAGGAUUAAAGAACUUUCUCAGGGAGGAUGUAUGAGUUCAUUUAGAUGGAAUAGAGGUGGAGACUUCAAAGGACGGAAGUGGGAUACAGACCUGCCCACUGACUCAGCUAUCAUCAUGCAUGUAUUUUGCACCUACCUUGAUUCCAGAUUACCUCCACAUCCUAAGUACCCUGACGGGAAGACAUUUACUUCUCAGCACUUUGUUCAGACACCAAAUAAACCAGAUGUGACAAAUGAGAAUGUUUUUUGCAUCUAUCAGAGUGCUAUCAACCCUCCUCAUUAUGAGCUAAUCUACCAGCGUCAUGUGUACAAUCUUCCAAAGGGCCGAAAUAAUAUGUUUCAUACAUUGUUAAUGUUUCUCUACAUCAUAAAAACCAAAGAGUCAGGAAUGCUUGGGAGAGUUAAUCUUGGUCUAUCCGGUGUGAAUAUUUUGUGGAUUUUUGGCGAGUAAUGUGUGUCGUUUAAUUCCAAACAUUAGGACUUUUAUUUGAUUGAACCAGGAGUUGAAUCUAAGCAUCUCUGAGUCACU
Molecule: messenger RNA, 1795 nt
Organism: Puma concolor (puma)
Lineage: Eukaryota; Metazoa; Chordata; Mammalia; Carnivora; Felidae
Gene: TMEM209
Product: transmembrane protein 209
Cellular component (GO): membrane
Source: RefSeq, a predicted model, not a curated record